UUAAUUUUCUAUAAUUCAUUAAAAAAAAUCGUGUGGAAGGAAUGGAGUGAAGGAGAUUUUCGAGUGUGGGGUCUGAAUCACAGUCCACACGAACCUCCAAAGCAAGAACACCAAUUUUCCCACAUCACUUUACUCUCUCUUUCCUUCUCCAACGCUGUUUUUCUCACAAGGCUUGAGAAGGAGAGAAUGGUGGCCUGUGAAACAUGAAGAGGAGCACUGUGUUAUGCAUCUCCAAUGGCAUGUCAUUGUGCUUACAAUGCCUUUUCAUUUUCACCAAUAAGAGAAUUCUUCACCUCCAACCACGUCAUGUCAAAGCCAUCCACUAGAUGCAGACCCUUUAUCUUGUCCAUCACUAAUGCCACACCAUCCUACAACACCCUUGUUUCUGAGGCUGUUAGGCUCUUGGUUCCUUCAGCAAGAUUUGAAGCUUCAAAACUGAAGGUUGUUCUAUUGGAAGAUCAGAUAAACAAACAUGCAAGUAUUAUUCCAAGAACCUACAUUCUAUCCCAUUGUGACUUUACAGCAAAUCUAACUUUAGCUGUCUCCAAUGUGAUCAACCUAGAGCAGUUGAGAGGGUGGUACCAGAAGGAUGAUGUUGUAGCUGAAUGGAAGAAAGUGCAAAAUGAUAUGUGCCUACAUGUUCAUUGCUUUGUUAGUGGUCCCAAUUCCUUCCUCGAUCUGGCUGCUGAAUUGAGAUAUCACAUAUUCUCCAAGGAAAUGCCUUUGGUACUGAAAGCAAUUCAUUGUGGAGAUUCUGCACUUUUCCGUGAGCAUCCUGAGUUGCUGGAUUCUACAGUUAGAGUAUAUUUUCAUUCUAGCUCACCAAAAUAUAACAGAAUGGAAUGUUGGGGACCUCUCAAGGAUGCAAUGGAGGGAAAACAACAGGAUCAGUUCCAAGGGUCAAUAAGCAGAGAUUGUCCUGAAAAGUGGCGUAGCCCAAAGUCCAUCUUCCAAGCUCUUUUUGCUUUUCUUCUUUGAAAUAUAUGAAUAAAUUAGAUUAUUUGUUUCUAUCCCAAUUCCUCCCACAGCUCAGAAUUUCAGGUGAUUCAGACAAAGAAAAAUUCAGCUUGCAAAAAUGAACUAAUCCCGAAAAGAAACUAAAAAAGUUUGGGAAGACCCAGAACCAAAAGAAAAAUGUGAAGUUGCACAAAAGCAUAUUCUUGUGCCUCCAAGGCAAUUUGCUUUUAUGAUUUCUGUGACUAAUUGACAUGAAUGUGUUGCCUCUCUCUAA
Molecule: messenger RNA, 1231 nt
Organism: Cajanus cajan (pigeon pea)
Lineage: Eukaryota; Viridiplantae; Streptophyta; Magnoliopsida; Fabales; Fabaceae
Product: STAY-GREEN-like protein
Source: RefSeq, a predicted model, not a curated record